AACAUGCCUGUUUGUAUUCGUAGAGAUAGAUGUUUCUAGCGCUUUUUGGUUGGCCCAGCUUCAAAACUUAAAACUAAUCUCUUCAAGAUUAGUUCAGUGUCGUAGCUUGCUGUCCGCGGUUAAGUCCCGUGAAAUGAUGAGAAGUGAGAUUCCAAAAAUCAUCCUGGCCAUCGCGCUACCUUUGGUUGGCGGAUGGAUCAACGGAUAUCUGACCAGGCCGGAGAUUGCUGGCUGGUACCAGGGUUUGAACUUGCCCUCGUUUCGACCUCCGAACUGGGUGUUUGCUCCAGUGUGGACAUCACUGUACAUCGGCAUGGGUUACGCUUCCUAUCUGGUGUGGAGAGACGGUGGAGGGUUCAACGGAAAGGCCAAAGGACCACUGAUCCUUUACGGAGUUCAGCUGGUCCUGAACUGGGCUUGGACGCCGAUCUUUUUCAAGCUGCACGAGCUCAAAUGGAGUUUCGUGGAAUCACUAGCCCUGGCCGGUGCGGUUGCCGCCACCGGAUUUGCAUUUUCCAAAAUUAACAAGAUUGCCGGAUACGUCUUCAUUCCGUACUUUGUGUGGUGUUCGUAUGCCUCGUUGCUGAACUUUGUGAUUUACAAGCACAAUCCUGAGCAAACUGCCACCAUCGAAGCGAUCACGGAAGGUAGCUGAAAAUUUCAACUCUUUAGAUUUCGAGCGCGCUUAAAGAACCUACUUUUCUAUAAACACAUCCAUUUAUUAGAGAUCUGUUAAGUUAUGAUUGUAUUUUACAUCUACAAUAAAUGCAUUGAAACGUA
Molecule: messenger RNA, 780 nt
Organism: Culex quinquefasciatus (southern house mosquito)
Lineage: Eukaryota; Metazoa; Arthropoda; Insecta; Diptera; Culicidae
Product: translocator protein
Exons: 2
Coding region: 134-655 (173 amino acids)
Cellular component (GO): mitochondrial outer membrane
Source: RefSeq, a predicted model, not a curated record